Trichomycterus rosablanca is the source of this 660-nucleotide messenger RNA. RefSeq names its product POP5 homolog, ribonuclease P/MRP subunit (gene pop5). NCBI's taxonomy places the organism in Eukaryota, Metazoa, Chordata, Actinopteri, Siluriformes, Trichomycteridae. Gene Ontology annotation, cellular component: ribonuclease P complex. The record is from RefSeq and is a predicted model, not a curated record. Bases 37 to 516 code for a protein of 159 amino acids. The transcript is spliced from 5 exons. Gene Ontology annotation, molecular function: ribonuclease P RNA binding. Gene Ontology annotation, biological process: tRNA 5'-leader removal.
CCGGAAGUGCUGCAGUGUUUGGUACAUGUGAGCAGCAUGGUUCGGGUAAAGUCGAGGUACCUGCUGUGUGAGGUGUGUGUAUCAGAAGGGAAUAAUCUGAGGUUUUUGGAGGAGAAAGCGGUGUAUCAGGCGGUGAGAGGUGCAGUACAGAAGGCACACGGUGAAUACGGAGCCGCUCUCUACAGCAUCGGAUCUUCAGUGACGUAUGUGAACGCCUACACUGGCAUCGUGAUUGUGCGGUUCCGGAAAGCCCACUAUCGUCUCCUGUGGUCAGCACUGCCCUUCAUCACCAGCGUCUGGAGCCAAGGCCAGAAAAUACAGUGCUUCUUCAACUGCAUACACAUUGGAGGGACCAUUAGAACGUGUCAGAAGUUUCUUGUUCGGUAUGGACGACAGCAGCUGUGUCGGAUGCUACCGCUCUGUAAAACCGAAGCUGAAAAACAAGAAGUGAGAAAAGCGGUGUUAAGCUGUUCUCUAAACAAAUUCAGACAGGAGGAUGAAGAGGAGGAAAUGUAAUCGUCCGACUCAUCUGUACAUGUUAUUGUAUUAUAAUUACUUUUUCUUUCACUGUAAAUGAGAAAUAAUUAUUGUAAAGUCAUAAUGUGUUCAUAAAUGUGAAUUUAGAAGUUUUGGUUGUUAAUAAAAUGGCUUUACACCCCA